Messenger RNA from Pyricularia pennisetigena, 1242 nucleotides. RefSeq lists its product as uncharacterized. Gene Ontology annotation, molecular function: chitinase activity; chitin binding. NCBI's taxonomy places the organism in Eukaryota, Fungi, Ascomycota, Sordariomycetes, Magnaporthales, Pyriculariaceae. Bases 1 to 1242 code for a protein of 413 amino acids. Gene Ontology annotation, biological process: carbohydrate metabolic process; chitin catabolic process. Gene Ontology annotation, cellular component: extracellular region. The record is from RefSeq and is a predicted model, not a curated record. The transcript has 2 exons.
AUGCCUGCGUCAAGAAUCCACAGCAUCCCCUUCACGCCAAGCGCUGGCAAUAUGAGCAAACGCACCGCAGCCUACUUUGUCAACUGGGCCAUCUACGGUCGCAAACACAGGCCGCAGGAACUACCAGCCGACAAGCUCACCCACGUCCUGUAUGCCUUUGCCAACGUCAAGCCCGACUCGGGCGAGGUCUUUCUGACCGACACAUGGGCUGACACCGAUAUUCACUGGGAGGGUGACUCGUGGAAUGACGAGGGCACCAACCUCUACGGCUGCCUGAAGCAGCUGAACCUACUCAAGAAGGCCAACCGCAAUCUCAAGGUCCUUCUUUCCAUUGGUGGCUGGACCUAUUCCUCCAACUUUAGGGCGCCCGCUUCGACGCCGGAGGGUAGGUCCCACUUUGCCAGAACUGCCGUGGAGCUCGUCAGGCAGCUCGGCUUCGACGGCAUUGAUAUCGACUGGGAGUACCCCCAGAACCCGCAGGAGGCCGCCGACCUAGUGGCCUUGCUGCGAGCCUGCCGCGAGGAGCUCGACGCCUACGCGCGCUCGGUCGACGGUGAAAACCCCUACCACUUCGAGUUGACGGUCGCGUGCCCCGCCGGCGCGUCCAACUAUGAAAAGAUGGACAUUGCCGGCAUGGAUCCCCUGCUGGACUUUUGGAACCUGAUGGCUUACGAUUACGCCGGAUCCUGGGACCAACGUGCCGGUCAUCAGGCGAACCUGUUCCCCAGCCACCAGAACCCGGUAUCAACGCCAUUUAGCACCGACGCCGCCAUCGCAUACUACGCCAGCCAGGGCGUGGCGCUCGACAAAAUCGUCAUGGGCAUGCCACUCUACGGCCGCGCUUUUGAGAACACGGACGGGCCUGGAGCGCCGUUCCAGGGCGUCGGCCAGGGGACCUGGGAGCAGGGCGUGUACGACUACAAGGCGCUGCCGCUCCCCGGGGCCGAGGAGCGGUUCGACGAGGAGGCCGGCGCCACGUACUCGUACGACCCGGUCACCAGGCACAUGGUUACCUACGACACGGUGCCGCUGGCCAGGAGGAAGGCCGAGUUCAUCAAUGAGAGGGGUCUGGGCGGUGCCAUGUGGUGGGAGAGCAGCGCCGAUAAGCAGGGAGACGAGAGCUUGAUCGGCAAUGUUGUCGAUGUUUUUGGUGGACCCGAGGGCUUGAAGCAUCAGGAGAACUGUCUCGCAUAUCCUCAGACCAAGUAUGACAACCUGAGGAACGGGUUUCCGAAUCAGUAG